Molecule: messenger RNA, 2299 nt
Organism: Pipistrellus kuhlii (Kuhl's pipistrelle)
Lineage: Eukaryota; Metazoa; Chordata; Mammalia; Chiroptera; Vespertilionidae
Gene: LSG1
Product: large 60S subunit nuclear export GTPase 1
Exons: 14
Coding region: 64-2043 (659 amino acids)
Biological process (GO): ribosomal subunit export from nucleus
Cellular component (GO): cytosol
Molecular function (GO): GTP binding; GTPase activity
Source: RefSeq, a predicted model, not a curated record
CUAGUGCUUGAAUACCGGAAAACGUGUGCGAGGGCCAGGAGUUCGGUUCGAGGCCGUGUAGCCAUGGGCCGGAGGAAAGCGCCGGGUUCUGGGUCCCUCGGCCGGGCACUUAUCCGGCAUCAGACUCAGGGGAGCCGUCGGCACCGUCACACUGACUCUUGGUUGCACACAAGUGAACUCAAUGAUGGCUAUGACUGGGGUCGUCUUAAUCUUCAGUCAGUGACUGAACAGAGCUCCCUUGAUGACUUUCUUGCAACUGCAGAACUUGCAGGAACAGAGUUUGUAGCUGAGAAGCUUAAUAUUAAGUUUGUGCUUCCUGAGGCAAAAACUGGACUGCUGUCUUCUGAGGAGAGCCAGAGAAUUAAGAAACUCCAUGAAGAAAACAAACAGUUCUUGUGUAUACCAAGGAGACCAAAGUGGGACAAAAACACCAGCUCCGAAGAACUCAAACAGGCAGAAAAAGAUAACUUUCUAGAAUGGAGACGUCAGCUUGUCCGGCUAGAAGAGGAACAAAAGCUGAUAUUAACUCCAUUUGAAAGAAAUUUGGACUUUUGGCGCCAACUCUGGAGGGUGAUUGAGAGAAGCGAUAUCGUGGUCCAGAUAGUAGAUGCUCGAAACCCGCUCCUGUUUAGAUGUGAGGAUUUGGAAUGUUAUGUGAAAGAAAUAGAUGACGAUAAGGAGAAUGUUAUUCUGAUAAAUAAGGCAGACUUGUUGACUUCUGAGCAGCGGAGCGCCUGGGCCACAUACUUUGAAAAAGAAAAUGUGAAGGUUAUUUUCUGGUCAGCUUUGGCUGAAGCCAUCCCACUAAUUGGUGACUCUAAGGAACAAGCAAAUGCAGAUGCUGAAGAAGCCAACAGAACGGACUCUGAAAACUCCAGUUGCGAUGAGGCAGAAAUUCCACAAGGUGAGAGUCGGCAUCUAGAGAGGAGCCCUCUCUCACUUGGUGAAGAUGUCGCUAGUGAUGAAGACGACAGUGAGUAUGAGGACUGUCAGGAGGAGGAGGAGGAGGAGGAUUGGCAGACAUGUUCGGAAGAGGACAGCAACCCUAACGAAGAUGCCUGUGGCCAGGACUGGCAGGAAAGCUGUACUGUGGAUGCCAAGGCCCAGGGCAGGAAAACCCCGCAGAAGAGGCAAACACGCAAUUUUAGCCACUUGGUAUCAAAGCAGGAGCUACUGGAGAUCUUUAAGCAGCUGCACACUGGGAAGAAGGUGAAAGAUCAGCACCUUACUGUUGGACUGGUGGGCUACCCAAAUGUUGGUAAGAGUUCAACAAUCAACACUAUCAUGGGCAACAAGAAAGUAUCUGUGUCUGCCACCCCUGGUCACACCAAGCAUUUUCAGACUCUCUUUGUGGAGCCUGGGCUCUGCUUAUGUGACUGCCCAGGCCUGGUGAUGCCAUCCUUUGUCUCUACCAAAGCUGAGAUGAUUUGCAAUGGAAUCCUCCCAAUUGACCAGAUGAGAGAUCACAUUCCACCUAUAUCACUGGUUUGCCAGAAUAUUCCAAGACACGUUUUAGAAGCCACCUAUGGCAUUAACAUCAUAAAGCCUAGAGAGGAUGAAGAUCCCCAUCGGCCUCCAACAUCAGAAGAACUACUGACAGCUUAUGGAUAUAUGCGAGGAUUCAUGACAGCACAUGGGCAGCCAGACCAGCCUCGGUCUGCACGCUACAUCCUGAAGGAUUAUGUCAAUGGUAAACUCCUGUACUGCCAUCCUCCUCCGGGGAGAGAUCCCCUGACCUUUCAGUAUCAACACCAGCGACUACUGGAGAACAAAUGGAAUGGUGGUGAAAUGAAAACACAGCCAAGUCGGAAUAAAAAAGCAAAACAGAUUGAAAAUGUUGUUGACAAAGCUUUUUUCCAUCAAGAAAAUGUGAGAGCUUUGACCAAAGGAGUCCAGGCUGUGAUGGGCUACAAGCCUGGGAGCGGCCUGGUGACUGCAGCUACUGUGAGCUCUGAGAGUGGGGCUGGGAAGCCCUGGAAAAAACAUGGCAACAGAAAUAAGAAAGAGAAAAGUCGUCGGCUCUACAAGCACCUGGAUACAUGAACACACCAAAGCGGCUUCCGCAUUGUGCACCUGGAAAAGAACAAGCUGCUCCGGGCCUGUGGUGCUGCAGAGUGGACCUGCUCGGUGGCGCACCGCACACCCAGCGGUCACCAGCAAGACCCAGGGCUCCGCGGAGCCUGGAUUAAGGUGGGGGACAGAACCAUGUAUAUUUGUUUGUGUAAAUAUACACAAAUGUAUAUACUAAUUUGUACAUUGGGAAAAUUUUUAAAAGAUAAUAAAAUUAAGUUGCCACUAA